UUUUGACAUUUGCAGGGUACAUUUCAACUGAUGAGUAGCUGUAUCACCCCUGUCCUCUAAUCUUGGGUGCUCUUUACAAUGCUUUGCUGCUGUAACCUCUAGACUGGACUUCUCACAAACAGCUUUCAGCAAAAUUCUCCACUUUACCAGUAUUUGCAGGAUUUGGGCCAUACAGAUUUUGAAAUAUGUUCAGCUGUAUCUCAGAAGACAGAACAAUGCACAGCAGAGGAGAGGCAACAAGAACAAGAUACCCGUACCACACAGAAAGCAUCCUGUCAAAACUAGCUGAGCUCUUUAAAAACUCAUUUCCUUUUUCACCAUGUAAGAAAAAAGAUGAUCUACUCCACCGAUUGGAUGUUGGCUUUCGAUUGGACUCUCUCUAUACCAUCCUGCAACAGGAAGUUCUGCUACAGGAGGAUGUGGAGCUGAUUGAGCUACUCGACCCCAGUAUCCUGUCUGCAGGGCAUUCCACGCAACAGGAAAAUGGACACCUUCCAACACUACGCUCCCUAGCGACUCCUAAUAUUUGGGAUGUCUCACUGCUGCUUGCAUUUGUCAGUACAUUGGUUAUACUUCCUUCAUGGUGGAAUGGAUCGUUCUGUCUGGUGUGGGAACUGGUUCUGUUGGUCUAUUUGAUCAUACGAGCUCUGGGCACGUGGAGAACAGCCAAGCUGCAAAUGUCCCUGCAAAAAUACAGUCUCCAGCUGGAAGAGACAGUAGCAAAUAGCCGUGCAUUUACUAAUCUUGUGAGAAAAGCUCUGCGACUCAUUCAAGAGACUGAAGUCAUUUCCAGAGGAUUUACCCUUUUGCUUGACAGGGUCAGUGCUGUUUGCCCAUUUAAUAAAGCUGGACAGCAUCCUAGUCAGCAUCUCAUUGGUCUUCGGAAAGCUGUUUACCGAUCUGUCAGAGCCAACUUUCGAGCUUCAAGAUUAGCUACUCUGUACAUGCUGAAAAACUACCCUCUGAAUGCAGAGAGUGACAAUGUGACCAACUACAUCUGUGUAGUCCCUUUUAAGGAACUGGGUCUUGGUCUGAGUGAAGAGCAGGUGUCUGAAGAGGAGGCACACAACCUUACAGAUGGCUUCAGCCUGCCUGCACUCAAGGUUCUGUUUCAGCUGUGGGUAGGACAAAGUUCAGAGUUCUUCAGACGAUUAGCAUUGCUGCUUUCUCCAGUUAAUGCAUCCCCCAAGUCUUUAAUCACCCCAGAACAUUUGCCUCAUUGUAUUUUGUCUGAUGUGACUCAAGAUCUAUCUCACUCUCAUGCUGUCUGCUUAGAAGAGCUUAAGCGAAGCUAUGAGUUUUAUCGGUACUUUGAAACUCAGCAUCAAUUAGGCUUAGAACGUGGAACCAAAACAAAACCAAAGUCACGAGUUCUGAACAGUCUUCACACAGCAGUUCGCAGCUUGCAGCUCCAUCUCAAGGCCCUACUGAAUGAAGUAAUAAUUCUUGAGGAUGAACUUGAAAAACUUGUUAGCUCAAAGGAGACACAAGAACUAACUUCAGAAGCUUAUCAAGUCUUAGAGCAAAAACUGAAGCUGAUUCAGCCUCACAUCCAGGCAAGCAACAGCUGCUGGGAAGAGGCCAUUUCUCAGGUUGAAAAAAUGGUUAGAAGAAGCCUAGAUAAAAAAGACAAACCUGGAACAUCUUGUGAUAAUACUCACUGUCCCGUGAUACCAUUACUACAACCUGCCUUGCAUAUAGAGGACAAGGACCCAAUCCCUGAAGAACAGGAAUUGGAAGCAUAUGUUGAAGAUACAGGUUUGGACAAUGAGUACAAAAGGGAGGACUUUUAUUGCUUUUCCCAAGAAGAGAGAGAGAGACAAAAACGUGAGAAAGAGGAAUCCAAAAGAGUGUUACAAGAACUGAAAUCUGUGCUGGGAUUUAGAGCUUCAGAGGUAGAGAGACAGAAAUGGAAGCAGCUGUUGUUUAGUGAUCAUGCUGCAGUGAAGCCCUUGUCCUCUGUAGAAGCAGUGGAACCCAUACAUAAUUUGGAAUCCGCUCAGGACAGUAACCAAGCUAAUGAUCAUUCAGAUCGGAAGGACACUAGUCCAGUCACUGUGAGUGAAAAAAGCAAUUCUGAAUAUUUAUAUGAAGAGCCUAUGAAGGGUGAAAACAAAGACAUUGCUGCUGAUGCAGGUGGAUCUCCAAUGUCUCUAAAAAAUACAUGUUACCAAUGUGAGGGUGACGGAGAUGAACUGGAAAAAACUGGUGUGGAUGGAAUGGAGAUUUUGCAGCCCCCUCUCAGGGACACAUUACAGUCCUCCAUCAAGCAAAGGCUGGCUCAGCUCCAUAGAUCAACAGAUUUCAACUUCACAUCAGGUCUGGCUGCACAGGUUGCUGCCAGAUCACUUACUUUUACUACCUUAAAAGAACAGACUUUUGAAGAUGAGGAGGAGGAAGAGAAGACAGAGAAGAAUGAAAACCAUGUUGAAGAGAAUGAGGAUGAAAACAGAGACUUUGAAAAUGAAGGAGGAUUAUAAGUCCUACAUGAACUUUGUUAAACAUUGCAUUGCCUACUUGAAUUCCAUAAAAGGCAGGCGAUGUGAUUGAAAAAGUUGAGGCAUGGAUUCAGAGAGGGAAAUGCUAGAUUGGAAAAACUGAGAUCUCCGUGUAAUGCUUACUGUUCCCUAUAUAUGAAGCUCUCAAUAGGGCUUUCCCAGUAUAUUGAUGAUGGUAUUGAGGUAAGCUAAGGAGUUAGAGGCUGGACCCCACAAAUAGUCAUCUGUCUCCUUCUGAUGACAACACUGGUGGGUUGUUGAACUUACCUUACUAUUUUAUGCUUUAUUUAUAUUUUUUUUUCUAAAAAGAAGAGAAAAUUGUGUCUUGAAUUUCA
Pelodiscus sinensis (Chinese soft-shelled turtle) is the source of this 2833-nucleotide messenger RNA. RefSeq names its product vezatin, adherens junctions transmembrane protein (gene VEZT). Gene Ontology annotation, biological process: cell-cell adhesion. Gene Ontology annotation, molecular function: myosin binding. NCBI's taxonomy places the organism in Eukaryota, Metazoa, Chordata, Testudines, Trionychidae. Gene Ontology annotation, cellular component: plasma membrane. The record is from RefSeq and is a predicted model, not a curated record.